GCGCGCGGCUCUACUGUUCAUAUCAAUAUGGCUUCUGUCAGUCACACAAAGGCAAAUGAUAUUUUGCUGUGAAAUGCGGGUUUGGUGAUUAAAGAGGAAGGCAGGGAGAGGGAGAGAGAGACUCGGAAGGAGGCUGUAGGACAUGUCGCUGUGUGGUUGCUGACAGAGGGACUUUAACGACGCCUUUUGCUCCGGGACCAAAAUUACUGCUAAAUAAAUUAAAUGUUAUGGUGGACGGAGGCCCAGCUGAAGAAUGUCACAUUACACCGACGAGCCUCGCUUCACCAUCGAGCAGAUCGAUUUGCUGCAGCGGCUGCGCGGGAGCGGCAUGACCAAGCAGGAGAUCCUGCAUGCGCUGGACACACUGGAGCGUCUGGAGCGCGAGCACGUGCAGAAGUUCGGCCUGCGCCACUCCUACGCGGGAGGGACGAGAGGAGGAGGAGGAGGCGUCAGCAGCCACGGCAGCUCCAAUUCUGCCGCUCCGUCCAGCACCGCUCCCACUUCGUCCUCAUCCGCCUCCGUGGCUACUCAGACCGUUUUCCACGGAGGCACUCCAUCCCCGUCUCCAACCAGCUACGACACCUCUCCGCCCCCCAUCACUGUGCCCAUGGGCGUGGUGGCGCCAGCGGCUCAGAACGGCCGUGACGGCUUGGCGUCUGUCAGUAAUGGGAAGCUCUCGCCUCCCCAGUACCCCGUACCCACUCGGGCCUUUGGCUUCGAGCCCGCUGAGGAGGAAGUGGACAUCGAUGACCGGGUGGAGGAGCUCAUGAGAAAGGACAGUAACAUAAUUAAAGAGGAGAUCAAGGCCUUCUUAGGGAGCCGGAGAAUUUCACAAGCCGUCGUCGCCCAAGUCACAGGCAUCAGUCAGAGUCGGAUCUCCCACUGGCUCCUGCAGCAGGGUUCCGAUCUGAGCGAGCAGAAGAAGAGAGCCUUCUACCGGUGGUACCAGCUGGAGAAGACCACGCCCGGCGCCACUCUGGCUAUGAGACCCGCCCCCAUGGCGCUGGAGGACAUCGUAGAGUGGCACCAGAGCGCUCCGCCCAUCAACUGCAGCCCCGGGAGCUUCCGUCUGCGCCGCGGCAGCCGCUUCACCUGGAGGAAAGAGUGUCUGGCUGUCAUGGAGAGUUACUUUAACGACAACCAGUAUCCCGACGAGGCCAAGCGGGAGGAAAUCGCCAACGCCUGCAAUGCUGUGAUACAAAAGCCAGGAAAGAAGCUUUCUGAUCUAGAGCGGGUCACGUCUCUAAAAGUGUACAACUGGUUUGCUAACCGACGAAAGGAGAUUAAGAGAAGAGCCAAUAUAGAAGCAGCAAUCCUGGAGACUCAUGGGAUCGAUGUGCAGAGUCCAGGCGGUCACUCCAACAGCGACGAGAUCGACGGUAAUGACUUCAGCGAGCCGGGCGCAGAGCCGGGGUUAGGGACGGACGAGAGCACGGGACCGAGCGAGCACCAGGACCCCAUCAGCCUGGCGGUGGAGAUGGCGGCGGUCAAUCACUCCAUCCUGGCGCUGUCGCAGCAGGGCAGGGGCGGCAACGACGUCAAGGCCGAGGUGCUCGAUGAUGACUGAGGACUCUUCCACACACACACACACACACACACACACACAUACACACACACACUUUCACACAUACACACCGUCACAUUUACACUGUAUCUGCCAAAGGAGGAGACGGUGCUGGGGUGAGGAGGUGGGGAGUGAUGUGACUUUAAGACUCGCUAGUUUUGCUAGUUUUUCAACUCAACCUCAUGCAUUGCCUUUCAAUUUAAGCAUUUUAAUAACCGCAUAUGUUCAAACUGAAUGUAAUAUUUUUGGGAAUAUUAAGCAUUUAAUUACUUCCGUUUAUGCAUCUAAGCUGUUCUGUUUAGUCCUCCUUUUCUUUGAAAGCCUUGUGGGAAACUAAAACUCUUAAAUACAUGCUAGUCAUGCUAGUUCAAUUCCUCAGGCCUUCGUGAACAAACAAAGCCAUUCAUUUGGGAAAAGGGAAGAUGCUCUGUCGUGACUCAUGACCAGAGCUGAAGAGGAGUCAGUUAAUCUCACAUUAACCCAAUCGACUUUCCUCCUACAGCCAUAAUCUGUUUAUUGUAAAAUUUAAACAGAGGUUCUGUGAAGUAGAAAUGCACUACUGGUCGAAUUUGUGCAUUAAAAUCACAAAAGUUUUCCUUUAAAGGAGCGGUUUGUCAUUUUCAGCCCCCUGUGAAUUAAAUUACAGUUGCAGUGAAAACAUUGACGCAUCUCCCAUUUGCUCCGCACUGACUCCACCCCCUUUAUUGAAACCUUUUAGGGAAAAAGGACAGUUGGAGGCGGAGCUAAUUUCCAGGCCAGAAAUAUUUAAACACAAGUCUGACAUGCAGAAACUGGAGAAAUUCAUGGCAGUGUUGCAAUUCAGGUUUUCUUCUCUUUAAAGUUAGAUGAUUAUUACAUUAUUACGUAUUACAUUCGAUGAUUAUUACAAAGACUAAUUAAAAAAUGGCACCUUUUACGGCUGAGAAAUGAAAUUUGCAAUUUCUAGUGCGUCGCAGAUUUCUGGUGCGAAUAAAAGUUCUAAUUAAUAAUAAAUUUAGCUAAUUUUAUACUGUAUGUAAUAUUUUCUGACCUGACAAAUUAUUCUAUAUUAAAAAAAAGAGGUGUGGGAUGCAGCUCGUCAGGAGGCGGGAUUAGAUUAGAUUAGAUUAGACUUAGACUAUCUUACUUCUGUGUUUUUACUUUUUAUGUUGGGCGAGUUGACUAUCAGCUCAGACAGGUUAGCAAGCAAAGUCGAUUGACAAGGUAAAAGCGAAGGUAAAAAGAUGUACAAGUGUUUGCGUUUUCGUCACAAUUGCUUUAGCACUCCUAAAAUUUUUUGUCCCCCCAAACUUUAAGUCCCAUUUCACACACCUAGUGUGACUUCACUUUUAUUAGAACAUUUUUUGAUUAAAAAGUGUCACUCCUCCACACGGUUUUCCUUCUCUGGAGGGAUGUAUAAACCCUCUGCUAUCUCUUUCUCCGUCUCCUCCUCUGUAAGAAAACACUGAUUUACAUCACUUCCUGGCCUGAUGUAGUGGCCUCUUGCCGUCUAGCUGCCUGUAAACAUGAAUCUCCUCAGUAGUAAGAUGUGGUCCUGAGAUCACAUGAGCCUUAUCAAUGAUCACAUGCUUCAUCAUCAUCAUCAUCAUCAUCAUCAUCAACACUCGCCCAGGGUCUGCUACACGUCUUUAGGCUUCUUUAAAAGCAAUCGGACAAAUGCUGUUAACCGUACCAUGUGUAACCUCAUAGUAUUCCGUAUCAGGGUGCUGUACUGAACUCUGCAGAGUGUCGGGUUUAACACCGAGGCCCUGAUUUACUGAGAAUAACGCACGUAAAAUGUGGGCGUGGUUUUACAGGUAGAAAACAAUAUGUAAAUUACGUCUAUACGUCUACCGUAAGGUCAAAUAAAAACUGUACAAAUUAUUAACGCAAAUUAAUUGUUCUCUUCAUAGGGUACAUUCUGUACUCUUUAUCUUUUGUACCUUUAAUAUGUGUUUUCUCGUUACAUGUAGUGGACGUGCUCUCAGAGUGGGAGGGGCUUACUGUCUUCUCCUGUCAAUCACGACGACACUAGCCAAUCCUGGGCGUCUGUGAGAUCAUGUAUUAGGAAGAGGGUGGAUAGCGUUUUCAGAAAGAUGCAUAUUAAAGGUACAAACAGUAUACGCUUGAUUCUUCAACCCCUGUGAAUAGGAAUGGUACAGUUCAGUACAGUUUUUUUUUUUUUUCCAGAGAGUGUAGAGUGACUAAAAACCGUUUCACAGCCUCUAUUUAAACACUGGUGUCACGGUUUUUAAAACAAUGCCACGGUUAUACUCUAUAACCAUGUAACAAGCUUCUUAAUCAUUCUGAGAUUGUUAAAGAUUUUUAUUGUAAAAGCCUAGUGUACGGUCUAAAUUUACCUGUCAAACGGAAUUCUGCAAAUUUAAUACCUGCUGUCCGGUUGUAUUAAUGAAAGCCGCUCCUGAAGUGGCUUUCGGGUUUAAUAAAUCACACUGUAGGUGCUAAAUUAAUCUGUUUGCAUCGAGUCCGCUCUGCACUUGUACAUAGAAAUGGCCCAAAACGCAAUAUUACUGAAGACAAACACACACAACCGAUCAUUUGUUCAUUUGAAAGUCGCAAUCAGGUUGUGCGUUUUUUUUUUUUUUUUUAUACACACGCAAACCUUUUAGUAAAUCAGGGCCUGGCUCUGUAGGAGCAUCGAGUAGCGCUCGGACUGGAGGAUGGACGCAGGCGAAUGUUCAGAGUGUGUACAGACAGUGCGUGCAAACACGGCAACGUAACAUUUUAAGGCCCAUAAAUAACUUCAGUCCACAUUUCUCAGUUAAGAUGGUUUGAACAGUUUCAUCCAAACUGCAGUGGAAUUUACCAAUAAAAGGAAAACGUUUGGCCAAAAACAUCGUUCUUGGCUGAUCCAGGGUUAGUGUGUAAAUGUAAUUUCUGACCAAUUUCAAUGUGAAAUGCAGCCACAAUCAGAGAUAAGCUUUCAAUUUAGCGUUUAUAACGAGAUUGAAUGAACUCCGGAAAUGUUAAAAUUCAGUUUUCAACUUGGAAGUAAAAUUGUGGAAGUGAAAAAAUGCAAAACACACAGCUGGAAUGUUCACCAGUUAGGACUAAGCUAAAUGUGUUGGAAUUUUCUCUUUCAUAAUCCUCGAUUUCAGGAAAUAAUUUCAAUUCUGCUAUUUGUAUUUGCAUAUUAUUUUCUUUGCGUGUUCCUCUGGAGUGUAAAGCUCCCUAAAAUUUCACACUUUUUUCUUAUCUUUAAUUCGGGAAGCAUAUUUCACUUUAGGGUUCAAAUGUGAAAUCAAAAAGUGGCAUUUGACAAUCUUUAAUUUUCUCGAGAUCACACUCAGUGUUCCACUUUCUUUUUUUUUGUGUGUGUUUCAGCUUCAGCUGAUGUUUCGCUGCACUUAAUAUUUAUUUCAGUACAUUUGAAGUCGUCAGCUCAAGUCUGACAUCCUUGACCUCGGAUAGUAAUCCCUUUAUUCAUGAUCAGUCGAACGUCUAGCUGUUUUUGUGUUUGUAUCACAAUCCACUCUUUACUGAUGAUGUCCAGAGAGGAACCCAAAUGGUACCAGAACCCAAAUCCUCCGAUCAGGGUGGACGAGCAGUCAGCAGUUUCUGUUUGACGGGAAAUCAGGAGCUUGACUGUCCUGUCAAUCUGUUUAAUAUGUGAAUAUAUUAAAAAUAUAUAUAAAUAGAAAUAUUAUAUGACGCAAAUACUGUUGUAUCAACUACAAAUAGUUAAAUCCUGUAACUCCUAUUUCAGAAUUUAGUGCCUUUUUUUGGACAGUAGACUGUUCAGUAAUUAAUAUGUAGUAUAUGUAUGCUUUAUGACUUUUUUAAGACUUUUUUUUUAAACCUGUGUUUAUUUUAGUACUGUAUCUUCUAGAGAAUAAAGUCUAAAUCAAUGACAA
This is a messenger RNA of Pangasianodon hypophthalmus (striped catfish), 5418 nucleotides long. RefSeq names its product homeobox containing 1a (gene hmbox1a). Gene Ontology annotation, cellular component: nucleus. Gene Ontology annotation, biological process: positive regulation of DNA-templated transcription. Gene Ontology annotation, molecular function: double-stranded telomeric DNA binding. The record is from RefSeq and is a predicted model, not a curated record. The transcript is spliced from 9 exons. NCBI's taxonomy places the organism in Eukaryota, Metazoa, Chordata, Actinopteri, Siluriformes, Pangasiidae. Bases 254 to 1567 code for a protein of 437 amino acids.